Neltuma alba is the source of this 1084-nucleotide messenger RNA. Its product is annotated as adenylate isopentenyltransferase 3, chloroplastic-like. Lineage: Eukaryota; Viridiplantae; Streptophyta; Magnoliopsida; Fabales; Fabaceae. Gene Ontology annotation, molecular function: tRNA dimethylallyltransferase activity. The record is from RefSeq and is a predicted model, not a curated record. Gene Ontology annotation, biological process: tRNA modification; cytokinin biosynthetic process. Gene Ontology annotation, cellular component: mitochondrion.
CAUUCUCAAAUUCAAUGCUAAUUGAGUUCUUUGAGUGAGCUUUCAGGAUAUAUACAUAUGUCAUUCUUGUAUUAGUGUUGCAUCAGCUUCCUCACCGGUCUUCUCUAGUCGGGUUUUCAUUGCGCUGUAGAGUUCCUUCUCUGUGAAAUAUAGGUUGACCGCCAUGAGCAUCUCCAUGGUAACAAGCAGAAAUGUGGCACAAACCCUGAUCGAUAGUCCUUCCAGCAGUCGAAAACUGAUCAAUCUUCCAAGGCAGAAAGAGAAGGUGGUGGUGGUCAUGGGAGCCACCGGCACUGGAAAGUCCAGGCUCUCCAUUGACCUCGCCACCCUUUUUCCUGCACAAAUCAUCAACUCCGACAAAAUACAAGUCUAUGAAGGCCUUGACACAGCCACGAAUAAAAUCACCAAGGAAGACCGACGAGGGGUGCCUCACCAUUUGCUGGGAACAGAGAACCCCAACUCAGAGUUCACGGCCUCCCACUUCCGUGAAGCGGCUUUACUCACCAUCGAGUCAAUUACGUCUUGCGGACAGCUUCCGAUCAUCGUGGGAGGGUCCAACUCGUAUAUUGAGGCACUGAUCGACGAUGACGACUAUAAAUUCCGAUCGAGAUACGAUUUCUGUUGUCUCUGGGCAGACGUGUCAUUGCCCGUGCUCGACCAAUACGUGGCCAAACGGGUUGAUCAAAUGUUGGAGAGUGGAAUGGUAGAUGAACUGAGACCCUUUUUCAAUCCGAGGGGAGACUACUCACGAGGGAUUAGAAAAGCUAUCGGAGUUCCUGAGUUCGAUCAGUAUUUUCGAAACGAAUCGUGGAUAAGGGAUGAAGGAAUCAAGCAGAGGUUACUGGAAGAAGCGGUGAAUGAAGUGAAGAAAAACACGUAUAAAUUGGCACGUAAACAACUGGGGAAGAUUCAGAGAUUGCGCGACGAAGAGAUGGAGAUGCAGCGGCUAGACGCGACAACCGUGUUCCGCAAGCAAGGGGAAGAAGCAGAGGAGGCAUGGAAGAAGGUGGUGGCUGAGCCAAGUGCUAUGAACGUCGCCAGGUUCCUUUACAAUAUUCCCUCUCUGAAUGUUGGCCCCCCCUAG